This is a messenger RNA of Suillus clintonianus, 863 nucleotides long. RefSeq lists its product as uncharacterized. Lineage: Eukaryota; Fungi; Basidiomycota; Agaricomycetes; Boletales; Suillaceae. The transcript is spliced from 2 exons. The coding region runs from base 265 to 702 and encodes 145 amino acids. The record is from RefSeq and is a predicted model, not a curated record.
UCGCAAUCCACAUCCACAAUCAACAAUGGGCGUGGUGAGCGGAGAAUCAUUGUGGACGUGCGGCGUGUUAUAAAAGAGGGACAAAGGGAUCUCCAUGACUCCCAGUUUUCUCCCCUUGUCUUAACAUCGUUGCGCAUAGCAACAUAGCAUACAUUGCAUCUAACCCAACAACACUUGCAACUUCUGUACCGCGCCAUCCAGCUACCCUGAUGGACUCGUUUUCAACAUAUUUGGGAAUAUUUUCGAAGCCACUACCGGACUUGCAUGAGUCCACAGACGACACACCCGCAUGCCCUAUUGACGAGGAAUAUUAUAGUUCUGGGAAAACCGUGUUUGGGCAAGGCGGGUUUUGCACCAUAUCAUAAUCCUUUUCAUACGAGUCUUGACAUACUAUCAUUGUUGGCACUGCUGGCCUUCUACUGCCCCCCUGCCCGCGACACGACUCAUCUUUUGAAUGAGUACAGUGCACUCGCUGCUCGUGCGGUGUUGUCUAUUCACCGAUCUUCUUGUACCAUCCUUUACUUCACCACUUCGUUCAUCUUGCCGUCUGCAUCUCUGGGGAUGUGUGGUGGCUCCUAUGUAAACUCCCGACUCACUGCUUGUACAACAUUACUCAUUUUCGACAUUUGUGCACCCCAGCUACUUUUUGCCUUGAGCUCUUUCUUUUCUGAAUAUUAUGGUUCUGUCUAUCAUUAUCUCUAACUUGUAUCGUCGCCAUCGUUAUCGCUUUCGCAUUGUCGAAUGACUCAUGUUCUGCCCUGUUCCUUUAGUUUCGGGCAUGUUUGACUAUGUACUAUGCCGCAUGCUACUCAUAUAUUUUCGAUAUUCGUGUACAUACUCGAGGUUAUUCAAUUUUUGCUUUC